CUUCAUAUAUAAUUAUCGUUAAAAUGGUUAAUUAUUGGUGUGUUUUGGCAAUAGCUACGGCUCAGAAACAGGUAAAUACGAGGCUCUGAGAACGAUAAUCUGGCAACGGUGAUCAUGACACGGCACAGCAUUCAGAGGAAGGACGAGGCGCCGCUAAGUUAAGACCCCCUGCCAACUGUGUGCCCCAAGUAACCAUGUCUGAGACUCUCCUGAAGCAGCUGCGCAUCAAGACUGGGGUGCUGAAGAGGUGUUGCAAGGAGCUCAUCAGCUACCAGAAGGAGGCCGAGCAAAUACAGGAGAAGAUCAAGAAAAUGCAGGAUGAAGGGCAAGACGUUUACUACAUUAAGAAGCAAGAUCUGUUGCUGCAGGAGACACAGAAUGUGAUCCCAGACUGCCAGAAGCGCUUCAACGCUGCCUUCCAGGACCUGAAGACUAUUGUGGAUGAGGAGAAAUCGGUGGAAGAAUCUGAGGAAUACCAGGCAGCUGCAGCAAGUCUUCAGGAUACCAGCAGCCACGUGACGGCCUAGAGCCUUACCGCCAGUGCACACAAACAUUAGACACUCGUACUCAUUCCCACCACGUACACAAAAAUAUUAUUAUGCUUACUGUAUGUUGAACUCAUCAUACUGACUUGCUUUUGUGCUGUGAGGUGCAAGAAGAAAACUA
This is a messenger RNA of Eriocheir sinensis (Chinese mitten crab), 666 nucleotides long. It is a transcript of the gene Tbca, whose product is annotated as tubulin-specific chaperone A-like. The coding region runs from base 195 to 527 and encodes 110 amino acids. Gene Ontology annotation, biological process: tubulin complex assembly; post-chaperonin tubulin folding pathway. Gene Ontology annotation, cellular component: microtubule cytoskeleton; cytosol. NCBI's taxonomy places the organism in Eukaryota, Metazoa, Arthropoda, Malacostraca, Decapoda, Varunidae. Gene Ontology annotation, molecular function: beta-tubulin binding. The transcript has 4 exons. The record is from RefSeq and is a predicted model, not a curated record.